AUAAUGUGAUAAUGUUGGUCUUUUUUAUUUUAUUUAUUUUUCCUUAACAAAGGUUGUAAAAUACAGUAAGAGGAUUCUUUCUCUGUCAUAUGACUAUAUAAAUAAUGUAAUGUAAUGUAAUGGGUAUGUGUUAAAAUGUACUACUUUAGUCUUUGGAUGCUUCUUUCCCUAUUGGGUCUCGAGUCUUGAGCUUGAGCUUUUUUUAAGUACCUUUUUUCUGGGUUUUUGGUGUUCAUUAUUUUCUUUUAUAAAAAAUAUGUAAAAGGGUUUAAAAGAUUGAGAUAAAAACAGGGUUUUGUGGGGUUUUCUUCUCUUAAAGAUUUGAGCUUUGAAACAAAAAGGAAAAAUCUCAUCUUUAAUGUAGUACUACCAGUUCUUACCUGUUCUCUGACAGUUUCUAAUUUAGGACCACUGCUUUCUUUGUCUUUUUGUUAUCCUAAAGCUAAAAACUUCAUAGAAUCCUCUUAGUGACCUGAUGUUGACUUUGAGCUUUUGGUUUGAAAUUUAAAAAUGCUAUCUUUGAGCUUUGUUUGUGGGCUUUAGAGAUUCUGAAAACUGUGUUCUUUGUUGAUCUUCACUUUGGAGCCUGCCUCAGAUUUUAGACUGUGAGCUCUUCUCUCAUGCAUGAUUUGGAGGGUAAGGUCUGGGUUUGAUUAUCCCUUUUGGAGGAAAAGACCCAUUUCAUUUGGAACUUCUUCAGCAUCAUUGGUAUGUUUCUUCUUAAUAUACUGGAUUUAUUUGUUUUCUUUGAAGUCCUUAAGUAACAAUAGGAGAUCAUCAAAAGUUGAGUUAGUGGGAGUUGAAAUCUUAAGGCAGUAGUUUUUUGGGGACAUUUUGGUUUUUGAUCAAAGAAUUGAAGAUGAAAGACUACAUUUAAGAAGAUUGCUUUUAGCACUGUUUUCUCCUGAUAUGAUGAUAGUCAUUUAUGCUUAAUAUUCAUUGUUAUUUGAGUAAGAGUUUGGUGUUGGUAUUGACCUUACUUGGAUAGUGGUAAUCAAAAUAGGUUUAAGCCAAAAUGGGCUGUGCUGCCUCUAGAUUUGACAAGGAUGAGAGGGUUCAGAUUUGCAAGCAGAGAAAGAGGUUAAUGAAACAGUUAGUGGGGUUUAGAGGAGAAUUUGCAGAUGCCCAAUUAGCUUAUUUGAAAGCAUUGAAGAAUACUGGUGUAACCCUGAGACAAUUCACUGAAUCCGAAUUAUUAGAGUUUGAAAAUAGUACAACUGAAGGUACCACCGAACGCCUUGUAUUGCCACCCUCACCACCUCCGCCACCACCCCCACCCCCGCCAUUGGAAGAGACUGAUGAAGAGGAAAUUAAAAAGAGUGAGUAUGAUGGCCUACAAUUUCCUCCAAUUAUAAGCUCGUCGUUGGAAUGGGACCCUUUUCGCUCUACUACACCAUGUUAUUGGGAAAACGAAGGAAUGAUGGAGCCAGUGGAUGAGGAGAACUGGGCAGAGACUAAGACAGAUUUCGAGGAAGAAGAGUCAGAAGAGAAAGCUUCUACUACAGAUGUUGUUGCUACUGAAACACUUUCUAAUAAGCUACAAAACGCAGGGUCUGUCGAUGAUAAUUCAUCUACAACGAGCUGGUGUGAUAAAGACAAUGCAGAUGGCACUGCAGUAUUUUUUAGGGGCAAGAAGUCAUUGGAGGCUUUAGCUAAGGAAUUGGAUGACUAUUUCUUGAAAGCAUCAGCUGGUGUAAAAGAAAUCACUGUUCUUAUGGACAUAAAUGGAAGUGAUAUGUUUCUUCCCCACAGUUUCAGAGAGAACAAGAGGAAAGGUACCAAUCCUGCAAAGGUCUUUAGUGGAUUGUCAUGGAGUCGGUCAUCAAGGUCACUUACCGAAGAUUCUGUUGAUUCUAGUGAACCAUGCAGGCCUGGAGCUCAUUGUGUUACACUUAAAAAGUUAUGCGACGAGGAACAAAAACUUUACAAGGCGGUGAAGGAGGAAGUGAAAACAAAAUUAGAGCUUGAAAAGAAAUCCUUAUUACUACAAAAACAAGAGGCAGAAAACCAUGAUUGGGAAAAGACAGAUAAAACUCGACAGAGCGUUGGGAGUCUGGAGGCUAUUGUCUCGCAACUCCAAGAGAUAAUAAGAACGGCUUGUUCUUCUAUAUUGCAACUCAUUGACGAGAAUUUGUAUCCUCAGUUGAUUGCAAUAACUUCCGGGUUGUUGCAGAUGUGGAGAACAAUGUACGAGAGUCACGAAGCUCAGUACCGUAAAUCACAGCUAUUGAUGCAUUUAGGGGACAAUCAAAAAAUGGAUCCAAGUACUGCUAACCAUCGCCAAGCUGCAGUUCAGCUUGAAACUGAGGUCAGUUGUUGGUAUAACAGCUUUUGCAGAGUUGUAAACUCUCAACGAGAGUAUGUGAGAACUCUCUUUAGGUGGAUCAAACUUGUUGAUAAUCUCGUAGAUGAGGAUCGAAGGAGUCUUCACUUGUCUGCAGUUCAAAGCUUAUGUGAUCAAUGGCAGCUCGCACUAGACAAAUUGCCUGAUAAGGCAGCCUCGGAGGCCAUUAAGGGUCUUUGCUCAGCUAUCCACUCGAUAGUCGUCCAACAAGUAGAGGAGCACAAUUUGCAAAGAAAAUAUGAAAAAAUAGACCGAAGAGUUCAGAAGGAAAUGGACUCGCGGGAUGAGUUAUUGAGCAAACUUCAGGGUAGCUUCGAGGGCGAAGACAUGCUUUCCGAUUUGAGCCCCAAACAUCCUUUGACACUAAAGGAUGCCAAAAUAGCAGCCUUACAGAAACAAUUGGAAAUUGAAAAGACUCAAUAUCAAAAUUCUGUGCAGGCAACCAAAGCCAUGACUUUAAACAAUCUGAAAACAAGUCUCCCCAAUGUGUUCAAAACACUCGUGGAUUUCUCCGGGGCCAAUGUUGAGGCUAUCGAGGCUUGUUUAAGCUAUACUAAACCAGAAGAUACCUGUGAAGCUGAAUUGGAAAGCACUCAAAAUUGAACCUUGAGAAAAUGCUGAUCCUGGUGUUUAGGGAUGCAACAAGUUUUGUUUUUGGUGAUAUGGAAAAUGUAGGAUCUUAUAUCUGUUGAGUUGUUCAUAACUAAUCUUGUUAAUCUUGAUUUUACUUUACACUUCUUCUAGGUCACAGUUCUGUGCUUGGGGUUUUUUUAUUCUUCUUUUGUUGAGAAACUUUUUAUGUUUCAACAAUGUCUAGCCAAAGUUAUUGUUCAGAAUAUGUUGAACCAAGCUCUUAUGUAGUGGAUAAUAUAAGAUAUGUAUAGGAAAACAUGAAAAUGCAUUUGGUGUAUUAUGAAGUGAAUGCAAAUUAAAGAUUGAGUAUAAAACUUUAAUAUUGAUCAA
Messenger RNA from Cannabis sativa, 3307 nucleotides. Its product is annotated as protein ALTERED PHOSPHATE STARVATION RESPONSE 1. The transcript has 5 exons. Bases 1016 to 2947 code for a protein of 643 amino acids. NCBI's taxonomy places the organism in Eukaryota, Viridiplantae, Streptophyta, Magnoliopsida, Rosales, Cannabaceae. The record is from RefSeq and is a predicted model, not a curated record.